This is a messenger RNA of Vigna angularis (adzuki bean), 1645 nucleotides long. Its product is annotated as gallate 1-beta-glucosyltransferase. NCBI's taxonomy places the organism in Eukaryota, Viridiplantae, Streptophyta, Magnoliopsida, Fabales, Fabaceae. Gene Ontology annotation, molecular function: UDP-glycosyltransferase activity. The transcript has a single exon. The record is from RefSeq and is a predicted model, not a curated record. The coding region runs from base 63 to 1496 and encodes 477 amino acids.
AAUGGUGGCACAGUAUUGUUAUACAUCCAAAGAAAAAGAAAAGUGGGUGAAGGAAGAAGAAAAUGGAGUCUGAAGCUCCUAUUCACGUUCUCAUGGUGUCCUACCCAGGACAAGGGCACGUAAACCCUCUCCUUAGACUUGCCAAGUUUCUUGCUGCUAAGGGUUUCUUUGUAACUUUCUCCACCGCCGACACGGUUGGCAAACUCAUGCGAACGGCCAACGACAUCUCUCACAAACAAGUCACUCCAGUUGGUGACGGUUUUCUCAAGUUCGAAUUCUUUGACGAUGGCGGCGUGACAAAUAGUGAUGGUUCCAAGAGAAGUCUCACUGACUUCAAUGCUCAGGUUGAGCAUUUUGGGAGGCAAUAUGUUUCCCAAGUGAUCAAGGACCAUGCCGAUACACACCGCCCGAUUUCAUGCAUCAUAAACAACCCCUUUGUUCCAUGGGUUUCUGAUGUAGCUGCCGACCAUGGUAUUCCUUCUGCCGUCUUAUGGGUUCAAUCUGCUGCUGUCUUAACAGCUUACUAUAGUUAUUUCCACAAACUGCUACCUUUUCCUUCUCAUGCCGAUCCUUAUCUUGAUGUUCAAUUGCCUUCUGUAGUCCUUAAGUACAAUGAAGUUCCGGACUUUCUGCAUCCUUUUAGUCCAUAUCAAGCUCUAGGGACAGUCAUACUGGAACAGUUUAAGAACUUAUCCAAGCCAUUCUGUGUGCUGGUGGAUAGUUUCGAGGAACUAGAAAGUGAUUACAUAAAGUAUCUUUCAGAGUUUGUGAAUAUAAGACCCAUUGGUCCUUUGUUCAAGAUCCCAACAGCAACAGACACAAGUGAUAUCCGUGGUGAUUUUUGGAAGAGUGAUGAUUGCAUGGAGUGGUUGAACUCAAGGGCAGAGGCAUCUGUGGUGUACAUCUCCUUCGGGAGUAUCGUGUGUCUGCCGCAAGAACAAGUGACGGAAAUUGCACAUGGAUUAUUGGACUCUCAAGUCUCGUUUUUGUGGGUUCUGAAACCACCUGGUAUGGCGUUUGGGCUUCCGCCUUACGUUCUUCCUGAUGGGUUCUUGGAGGAGACAAAAGAAAAGGGAAAAGUGGUGCAGUGGAGCCCACAAGAGGAAGUGUUGGGUCAUGGUUCGGUGGCAUGUUUUGUGACACACUGUGGUUGGAAUUCUUCGAUGGAAGGUGUAACAUUGGGAGUGCCGAUGUUGACAUUUUCAGCAUGGGGUGAUCAGGUGACAAAUGCAAAGUUCUUGGUGGAUGUUUAUGGGGUGGCCAUUAAACUGGGUUAUGGGCAGGCUGAAAAGAAACUGGUGAGCAGAGACGAGGUGAAGAAGCGCUUAUUGGAAGCAACCGUAGGGCCAAAAGCAGAGGAGUUGAAGCAAAACGCGUUCAAGUGGAAGAUGGCUGCGGAGGCCGCAGUGGCUCCGAAUGGCUCCUCUGCCAGGAAUCUUGAUGCAUUUCUCAAAGACAUAAAAGAAGGUGGAGCUGUUAGGGUGAACGAGAUAUAAGUCUAUUUCACAUACUUCCAUAGUUUAUAUCUUUGUUGCAUGGGAUAAGAUAAAUUAAAUGAAACUGGCAUUGUCAAACAUACAAGCAAAAUAAAUUGGGAGAGUCACACGAAUACAAUUCUGAUAUAUAUUGAGUAUUUAUUUUCUUA